Messenger RNA from Prunus dulcis (almond), 1087 nucleotides. RefSeq names its product copper transport protein CCH-like. Gene Ontology annotation, molecular function: metal ion binding. The record is from RefSeq and is a predicted model, not a curated record. Bases 595 to 816 code for a protein of 73 amino acids. The transcript has 4 exons. NCBI's taxonomy places the organism in Eukaryota, Viridiplantae, Streptophyta, Magnoliopsida, Rosales, Rosaceae.
AUGUCCCCCAGAAACAAUGUUUCAUUCAAUAAUGUCCCAAUUUUUGAAACUCAUUCAAAAACACCCCCUCUAAAACCUCCCUAUUGCCCGCGUAUUGCCCCUAUUUCACUUUGUGUUUUUUGUCGUUGUGAUCUGAGCUCUCUCAAAUCAUCUUCUCUCUGGUCUUCUUCUCUUCUUCUUCCUUCUGCAAAACAUCAGAGAAAUCCACAUCAACCACCGACCUCAUCUCGCCUAAUUCCCCUCUCUCCUCUCUCCUCUUUCUGCAUCUUGUGCGUUUCAUUGGUCUCUCGCUCUCACCCACAUCGGCGACGGCAACUGUCACCUCCUCAGAAACCCUAACCCACAUCAGCGACGAUGACCUCACCCUCUCUCUUUCUGCCGCCGUUCUCCACCUCCAUCUAUCACUCUCCAUCACCUCUUUCGACCGCCGUUCUUCCCUUCCGGUUCAACAAAUUUCUCAAUUUUCCUCAACUUUCCUGAAAUCCAUACACCAGAGAUGGCGUCUCAGGAAUUUUUGAUUUAAUAUAAAGGAACAUUCGGGCCACUUGAAAGCGUUCUGCACCUUCAAGAAUCUAUUAUGUCUUCAAGGUUGGUAUGUCAUGCCAAGGCUGUGUUGGUGCUGUGAAAAGGGUUCUUGGAAAACUUGAAGGCGUAGAAUCAUAUGACAUUGAUUUUGAUGCACAGAAAGUGACGGUGAAAAGCAAUUUACCACCCGAGACAGUCCUUCAAACCGUUUCCAAAACUGGCAAGAAGACUGCCUAUUGGGAAGCAGAAGCACCAACAAAGCCUGAAGCAAAGCCUGUGGCUGCUGCGUAGUCUUGGCCUAUUUAAUGUGGACGUAGUCCUUUAAUAUGUCUUGAGUUUAUGAAAUUGGUAUGGUGUCCUGUAAACAAUCAAGUACUCGUUCAACUUUUCCUCUACCUUCUGAAAAAGAUAAAUAAAUAGUAUAGCCGAGCGGCUAUACACAGGACCCCUUUCAAUUUCUUUUUUGAAAAAUAAAUAGUAUAGCCGCGCGGCUAUACAGGGGUCAGUUAUUUACUUUCUUAAAUAAAUUGUAUAGCCGGGCGGUUAUACUCUUUAAAUAUAA